UACCAGGGAAGUCCCUCAGUCAGUAUUUUUAAGAUCCUGGAGAGGAUCCUCUAAGUCUGUGGCUCUAAAAUAAUGGAACCAGCUCUAUACCAUAGAGGGAGCUCACGUUUGUGAAGCACUGAGAAAACCAGACUCCAUGAGCAAGGAAUUCUUAUAACUGCUCCGUGAUUGAAAUACCAAAAAACCUCCAAGGAAUGCUUAAAUAUGCAAAUUUGAUUUGAAAGUAUUCACCAGAAAACACUUCUUAAUGGCAUGACUGCUAUCUUCCUGAUGUCCAUGCUUUUUGGCCUUGCAUGUGGGCAAGCAAUGGCUUUUUGUAUUCCAACUGAGUAUAUGAUGCAUGUCGAAAGAAAAGAGUGUGCUUACUGCCUAACCAUCAACACUACCAUCUGUGCUGGAUAUUGUAUGACACGGGACUUCAAUGGCAAGCUGUUUCUUCCCAAAUAUGCUCUGUCCCAGGAUGUUUGUACAUAUAGAGACUUCAUGUACAAGACUGUAGAAAUACCAGGAUGCCCACGCCAUGUUACUCCUUAUUUCUCCUACCCUGUAGCUAUAAGCUGUAAGUGUGGCAAGUGUAAUACUGACUAUAGUGAUUGUAUACAUGAAGCCAUCAAAACAAACUACUGUACCAAACCUCAGGAGUCCUAUGUGGUGGGAUUUUCUAUCUAACUUCAAUUGCGAUGUAAUUUGCAAUUUGGUUAAAUGUGUUUACCUGGAAUAAAACUAAUUAAAUAUCGAUAUAUUUCACAACACCAUGUGUACAUUUGAGUACUACUUCAUCCAUACCCAU
Delphinapterus leucas (beluga whale) is the source of this 790-nucleotide messenger RNA. NCBI's taxonomy places the organism in Eukaryota, Metazoa, Chordata, Mammalia, Artiodactyla, Monodontidae. The record is from RefSeq and is a predicted model, not a curated record.